GCAGCUUCCCCGAAAAAUCAUCUCAUUGAUGUCAUCUCACAACAACUGUAAUCAGUAACUACUAGCGAACAAUUAAAUACUAACUAAUAACUAACUAAUAACUAAUAACUAAUAAUUAAUACUUUAUAAUAAUAUAUCCUUAGUCAUGGCAAAGUCAAACGAUAAGGAGUGUAAUGUGGAUCCAUUGGAUUCAAAUAAUGGUGAUGAAGAUGGCAUAUACGAUGAUAGUCCUCCACCACCAUUAGAUUAUUCUAUACCUGAACGUAUGACAGGAGCAGAACAUGCAGCAGCUACAAUUAAUAAAGGACAUAUAAAACAUAAAGAUCCACAAGAUCAACAAGUACCCGAAUCUAAACAAGGCCAAGACAAUAACAAAGACCAAGACCAAAACAAAGACCAAAUGGCCAAUGAUACUAAUAGUAAUUCAAGAACAUCUCGCGAUAAAUGGUUAGCAAGAGGUAAGAUUGCCUUACAAUUUUUAUUUAAUUAUAUUAAAAUCUUUUGUAUAUUUACGGGGAUUUUAUCAAUAUAUUGGGCAACAUUUUAUAGAAGACAAGAUAGAUAUAUUCAUUUUAAUAUGUUACUUAUAACUCAAGAUGAAGAAUUUACAAAUAUUAAUGGUACAAUAAUUCCACCAUAUUUAUCAAAUGCAUUUAUAGAUAUGAUAACUCAAGAUCCUCAAGUUACAGAAUUAGGAACUUGGGAUAUUAUACCUAUUUCAAAUUUUACAAUUCAAGCUCAAAAUCAUAAUAAUACUGUAGAAGAAGAAGUUAUUCGAGUUAUUCAUCAUCAAAAAUAUUGGGCAGGAGUUUAUAUAAGUCCCAAUUCAACAGAAUUAAUUUAUAAUAUGAUGAUAAGUGCCAAUUAUUCACAAGUUUUAAAAGUUCCUUAUUUAAUUAAUGUUAUUUAUGAAUCAGGAAGACAUUAUUCUGCACUUAGUCAAUAUGUUACAAGAAAUUUAGCAUUAAUUGAAGAUAGUUGGAUUGUUAAUCAUACUUCACCAAAAGUUUAUGAACCAUUAAUUAAUCAAUAUUUAUCAAUAAAUCAAAAGGAAAAUUUAUUAACUAAUAAUAAUACUUUAUCAAUAUUAGCUAUGAAACCAAAUUUUAAUUUAAUGGAUCAAAGACCUGCCCCAUCAGCAGCAGUCUUAGGACCAUCAGAAUUAGGAUUAAUUUAUGCUCAAGUCUUUUCAUUUCAUCAAUUUAAUUUCUCAUUAGAAAUUUAUGCAUAUAUUAGAACUCGAUUAAAAUAUAAACAAUAUAUUAUAUAUAGAUUUAUUGCUGCCCAAAUUAAUUGUUUAGUAUUAUCUUUAGUAUAUGCAUUAAUUACAAUUGCAUUUCAAGUACCAGUUAAUAUUGCUUUUGGACAUUCUGGAUUUAUGGUAUUAUGGAUGAUUAUGUUUUUAUUUAUUUCUGCUAGUGGAGGUAUUAAUGAAAAUGUUGUAUCAUUAAUUCUUGCCUUUGAUAAAAAAGUUUUAUUAGCUCCAUGGAUGAUUUUUAAUAUUGUUAUAAAUAUUUCAACUACUUUUGCUCCAUUUGUAAUGAUGCCAGGAUUUUUUCAUUAUGGUUAUGGAUUACCAAUGUAUAAUACUUAUGAAGCAUUAAAAAUUGUAUUUUUUAAUACUUGGAAGGGACAUUUAGGUAGAAAUUUAGGAGUUUUAGUAAUAUGGAUAAUAUUAACUAAUAUAUUAUUAAUAUUUAAUGUUAGAUGGUGUGAUAGACGAGCUAAACGUUUAGCUGCUGAAGAAAAGAAGAAGAAAGAAGCCGAUGCUACAGCUUCAUCUACUAGUCCUAUUGGUCUGCAAGAUGUUAAAAAUAGUUCAUCAAGUAGUGAUACAACUCAAUAACCAAAUAACUAAC
Scheffersomyces amazonensis is the source of this 1859-nucleotide messenger RNA. It is a transcript of the gene SNG4, whose product is annotated as Sng4p. Gene Ontology annotation, cellular component: membrane. The transcript has a single exon. The coding region runs from base 146 to 1846 and encodes 566 amino acids. The record is from RefSeq and is a predicted model, not a curated record. Lineage: Eukaryota; Fungi; Ascomycota; Pichiomycetes; Serinales; Debaryomycetaceae.